Molecule: messenger RNA, 2309 nt
Organism: Corvus hawaiiensis (hawaiian crow)
Lineage: Eukaryota; Metazoa; Chordata; Aves; Passeriformes; Corvidae
Gene: MCL1
Product: MCL1 apoptosis regulator, BCL2 family member
Exons: 3
Coding region: 35-940 (301 amino acids)
Biological process (GO): release of cytochrome c from mitochondria; positive regulation of apoptotic process; mitochondrial fusion
Cellular component (GO): mitochondrial outer membrane
Molecular function (GO): protein homodimerization activity; protein heterodimerization activity; channel activity
Source: RefSeq, a predicted model, not a curated record
GCCCGCACGCCGCCGGCCGCUUACACCGGGCGCCAUGUUCGCCGUGAAGCCGAAAGCCGUCAUCGGCUUCAACCUCUACUGCGGCGGCUCCCCGGCGCUGAGCCCCGCCGAGCCGGGGGAGCGCCCGGGCCCCGCGCCCGCCGCCGCCGCCGCUGCGGAGCCGCCCCGCGACCGCUCCGGGGCCGCCGGCGGCCGCGCCGACCCCCCCCGCGCGCUGAUUGGCCGGGGCGCGGCGCCCCGCGCGCUGAUUGGCUGCGGCGCGACUCUCUGGCGCCCCGAGGAGGAGCUGGACGGCUGCGAGCCCGAGCCCGAGCGCGGCCCCGCCGCCGACUCCCUGCCCGGGACCCCCCCGGGGCCCCCCGACGGGCUCCGGCAGGACUCGCUGGAGCUCAUCAGCCGCUACCUGCGGGAGGUGGCGGGCGAGGCGCAGCCCAGCGCCAAGAAACUUUUCCCGGGGCUCCUGGGUGGUCCCGGCCGGCCCGGCGCGGCGGGGGAUGCGGUGAUGGAGAAGGCGCUGGAGACGCUGCGGAGGAUCGGCGACGGCGUCAUGCGGAAACAUGAGCUCGCCUUUCAAGGAAUGCUGCGGAAGCUGGAGAUCCAGCAAGAGGAGGACCUGCAGUCGGUGGUGGAGGUGACUGCCCACUUGUUCAGCGACGGGGUGACCAACUGGGGCCGUGUGGUGACCCUCAUCUCCUUCGGGGCCUUUGUGGCCAAGCACCUGAAGAGCAUCAAGCAGGAGCAGAGCAUCAGCUCCCUGGCCGGGAUCAUCACGGACGCCCUGGUCUCGUCCAAGCGCGAGUGGCUCGAGAGCCAGGGGGGCUGGGAGGGCUUUGUGGACUUCUUCCGAGUGGAGGACCUGGAGGGCAGCAUCCGGAAUGUGCUGAUGGCGUUUGCAGGAGUGGCCAGCCUGGGGGCUGGCUUGGCCUACAUGAUCCGGUGAGGCCGGAGCUGCCCAGGACCAGGACUUUGGGAGGACUGGCUCCCUGGGGCUGCAGAGCUGCCUGCUCCCCCGAGGACUGCUGCUGAAGCUGGACUUGAGUGACCUGAGGAGGAUAUCGAGGUAUCCCCGGAGCAGCUCUUUCCUGAGGAAGAGGAAGGUGUGAUCCGAGGCUGUGGGUGCUGAUGGAGGAUUUAUUGCUUUGGGAACAGAGUGUGGAAGAGUUGUUAACUCUGCUUCCUGCGAGAGGAUGGUGCUGGGCAGCUCAAGUGGACUUUGCUUCACUUCGAUCCCAGAGGGAACCAUCUGGGAGCUCCAGCAGCUCCUGCCUGGACUGAGGCCUCCUGGGCUGGGCGAGGCAGCUGAGCCUGGAGCAGAUGUUUGAGGGUUGUGGUUGUGGGGUUUUUUCUGGAAAUAGCACCUUCUGCUGCCACUGCCCUGCCUAAACUCGCAGCUCUGCUGCUGGAGCAGAAGCACUGGAUGCUGGAAAUGUUGUGCCAGCCUGCACCUUCCCCCAGGUGCUGCCAGUGGGCCCUGGCAGUGGCAGAGCUGUGCCAGCAGACGGGACCUGGAGCCCUGCCCAGCCCCUUCCCUCCCCGUGGGGCAGGGGCUUGGAGGGGCUGGGGUCACACCCAGCUGUGUCCUGGCCCCGUCCAGCCUCUCCUGGCUGCACAAAGACAGCUGAGAAAUGGGGAGUGCGUUUUGUAAGUACGUAAAAAACCCCCCCAUGGGCUGGGGAGGAUGUAGAGAACCUGUAAAUAUCUAUAAAUCUGUAGAAUAUAUACAUUUUUACAGAGCUGGCAAUACAAAAAGGAGGAAUUUGUUCUGAAUGUGGGUGCACUGUGCUUCAUUCCUCACGGGAAGUGGCAUUUUUGUGGCAAAGCCUCUCCUCCUGCCUUGACUCCACUCGAGCCUUUCCCUCAAGUACUUGAGCAGCACAGCCAGGGACGGUGACGAGCAGCAGCGGCCUCGUGGGCUCGGUGUGACCACGGCUGGCUGGCAACAGCUGAUGUUUCUGUUUGUUUUAAUCCUUUUUUUGGUCGCUCUUGCCCUCCUGGCGGGGGCGGGGAGCUGUGGAAGUCGCUCUGGCCACUUCCUCGUCUUCCCUUCCUCUUGCUCCUCCAAGCCAUGAGCUGGACAAAGCUGAUGUUUGAAUGUAAAACGUCCUGGGGCCGCCUCUGGCUUGUGUGGGUCCCUCGGGGGUGGCCCUGGGCUCCCAGGGGGCUCGCAGGGCUCAUGGGGACCGUCCUUGUCCCCAGGACAUGAGCCACAGCCUGAGCCAUGCCCAGCUCAGCGAAGGUGCUACAGCCAGGCCCUGCUUGUGUGCAAAACAAGCUGCAGUUUGGUCAAUAAAUGUCUUUUGUUCUUGUUC